CUAGGAAGUGAAACACACUCAGAGAUAGGACAAUAAUAAUCUCUUUUAGUUCUCCUGCUUCCCCUGAGGAAGGAAAACGACAAAAGGCUACACAACUGAAACUUCAGCAGGCUGCUGAAUGCUUCAAAGACAAGGACUUUAAUGUGGAAGUUUCAAAUCAGCCAUUGAGCGACUCCUUGUUUAGCAUUCUGCCGGCUUUGUUUUGAGCCGCCCUCUGGGAUAAGAUGUCGUUCCGUUCAGAGGAGGAUCUCACCUGUCCCGUCUGUCAGGACAUCUUUAAAGCCCCUGUCGUCCUCACAUGCAGCCACAGCUUCUGUAAAGCCUGUCUGCAGAGCUGGUGGAGCGAGAAACUACUACAGGAAUGUCCAGUUUGUAAGAGGAGGUCGUCGAGGACUGAGCCGCCUUGUAACCUGGCAUUAAAGAACCUGUGUGAGUCCUUCGUGUUGGAGCGAGAACAGAGAGCUUCAGAGGGAUCCGAGGCGCUCUGCAGUCAGCACUCUGAGAAACUUAAACUCUUCUGUCUGGACCAUCAGGAGCCGGUGUGCCUGAUCUGUCGAGAUUCAAAAACACACACUGACCAUAGAUUCAGACCUCUACAUGAGCUGGCUCUGGAUCAUAAGAAGGACCUCCAGAAAUCUCUGAAACCUCUACUGGACAAACUCAAGAUCCUUGAACGAGUGAGAGGAAACUAUGAUCACACAGCAGAGCACAUUAAAGUCCAGGCCACAAACACAGAGAGGUGGAUUAAGGAGCAGUUUAAGAAGCUUCACACGUUUCUGGAGGAGGAAGAGGAGGCCAGGAUCUGUGGUCUGAGGGAUGAAGAAGAGCAGAAGAGUUUUGUGAUGAAGGAGAAGAUUGAAGCUCUGAACACAGAGAUAGCAGCUCUUUCAGAAACAAUCAGAGUCACAGAGGAUGAGCUGAGAGCUGAAGACGUCUCAUUCCUGCAGAACUACAAGGCUGCAGUGGAGAGAGUCCAGCAGCACCCCCUGCUGGAGGAUCCAGAGCUGGUCUCAGGAGCUCUGAUAGACCAGGCCAAACACCUGGGCAACCUGAACUUCAACAUCUGGAACAAGAUGAGGAGCAUGGUCUCCUACAGUCCUGUGAUCCUGGACCCAAAUACUGCAAACCCAGAAUUCAUCUUGUCUGCUGAUCUGAGCUCUGUGAGUCAUGGAGAGAGAAGGAAACUUCCUGAAAACCCAGAGAGGAACGAUUACCACCGCUCUGUCUGGGGCUCUGAGGGCUUCAACUCAGGGACUCACAACCUGGACUUUGAGGUCGGAGAUAAUCCAGCCUGGUUCGUUGGUUUGUCCGCGGUGUCCACCCCGAAGAAAGGACGAGCCAAAUCUGGGUUUUGGCAAAUAGAGUUCUACAGAGGAAUGUACAGCGCACGCCUGCUUGGCGCUCCGCCCUCUGUGCUCCGCCUGAAGAAGAAACUCCAGAAACUCAGUGUUCACUUGGACUGGACCAGAGGAAAACUGCUGUUCUUUGAUCCGGACACAAACACACACAUACACACCUUCACACACACCUUCACUGAUACACUGUUUCCAUGUAUUGGCACCUUGGACGAACUACCACUGAAAAUAUCCCAUCGCAAGAUCUCUGUGACGACAGAGUAGCUCUUUAUGAGGAGGCAUUUAAAGGAGUGUGUUAUCUGUGCGGUCCUAUAUUUCUGAUUAAAGCCCUUAAAGCUGUUUUUCUAUAUUUCAAAUAGAUCAAUAGAUCUGUGUUUUAAGCUUUGUGUUGUUGAGAUUGUGUUUGAA
Molecule: messenger RNA, 1763 nt
Organism: Notolabrus celidotus (New Zealand spotty)
Lineage: Eukaryota; Metazoa; Chordata; Actinopteri; Labriformes; Labridae
Product: nuclear factor 7, ovary-like
Exons: 1
Coding region: 225-1619 (464 amino acids)
Molecular function (GO): zinc ion binding
Source: RefSeq, a predicted model, not a curated record